AUGGUGCAGAUGUGGGAGAUCGUGGGCGGCGCUGACAAGGGCGGUAUCAUUGUUAGGGACGGUGAGACGACGAAGUCCAACCAGUUGGAGGACCGCCUCUCCACUGGCGCGCUUGUGGAGGAGAUUGAGCUGAAAGGUGACCGCCUGCACUACAAGCUGGCCGUCGGCACCGGCCCGGCCGAUGGCUGGGUGAGCAUCAAAUUGAAGGACAAGGACCUGGCUGUUAAGACCGACAAAGCUCCCGUCUCAAGCCCUCCUCCGACGUCCGUGGGCCCGAAGGGGGAGGCUCCUUUGCCCAUCGGUCUUUUCUUCCCGGGUCAAGGAUCUCAGUACGUGAAGAUGCUCGAGAAGGUCAUGGAGAUCGGUGCAGUGAAGGAGAUGCUGGAGAAGUCGAAGCCCAUCUUGGGCUACGACUUGCUGGAGAUCUGUUUGAACGGCCCCGAGGAGAAGUUGGAGGAGACGAGAUUUUGCCAACCGGCAAUGUUCCUUGGCGGCCUCGCUGGCCUCGAGAAGCUGAAAAUGGACAAGCCCGAGGCCGUGUCGCGAGCUUCGGUGAUGGCUGGCCUCUCCUUAGGUGAGUAUACGGCCCUGUGCGCUGCGGGUGUGAUGACUUUCGAAGAUGGCUUGAAGCUUGUGAAGCUUCGGGGUGAGGCCAUGCAGGAGGCUGCAACGUCGGGUGCAAAGAAGCAGCUCAUGCUUUCGGUUGCCGGCUUGGAGCGCGGUAAGAUGGAUGCGCUGUGCCGUGAGGCGGCGGCCAAGGAGGAUGGAGGGGUGUGCUCCGUUGCAAACUGCCUCUUCCCUCAAGGCUUUUCCAUCGGCGGCACUGAGAAGGCCAUUACGCUGCUGAAGGAGCUUGCUGAGAAGAACGGCGCGCUUCAGGCAAAGGUGCUGAAGACAGCAGGUGCCUUCCACACUUCCUUGAUGCAGCCGGCUCAGGACAAGCUCUCUGCAGCUUUGGAAGAGACGCUGCCGAACAUGAAGCCCCCCAUGCAUACAGUGUGGAUGAACGCCUCGGCGCAGCCCAUUCGUCCUGGCACGGAUCCAAAGGAGAUCGUGGCUUUGCUGAAGAGGCAGCUGACGAACCCGGUGCUCUGGGAGGACUCCAUGAAGGCCAUCCUGAAGGAAGGCGUGAGCGAGUUCUACGAGGUCGGCCCCAUGAAGCAGAUCAAGGCCAUGAUGAAGCGGAUCGACCCCACG
Messenger RNA from Symbiodinium natans, 1197 nucleotides. The record is from the annotation of a GenBank genome assembly. Lineage: Eukaryota; Dinophyceae; Suessiales; Symbiodiniaceae.